Molecule: messenger RNA, 2262 nt
Organism: Eutrema salsugineum
Lineage: Eukaryota; Viridiplantae; Streptophyta; Magnoliopsida; Brassicales; Brassicaceae
Product: homeobox-leucine zipper protein HDG8
Exons: 10
Coding region: 1-2127 (708 amino acids)
Molecular function (GO): lipid binding; DNA binding
Source: RefSeq, a predicted model, not a curated record
AUGAAUUAUGAUGGUGGUGGAAGCGCAGGCAAUGGACAAUGUACUUCGCCAAAUGCCAAGAAGAGAGAGAAGAGAAUUUGUCAUCGCCACACUCCUCAACAGAUCCAGAGACUUGAAGCUUACUUCAAGGAAUGUCCUCAUCCAGACGAAUCACAACGACAACAAUUAUGCAAAGAGCUGAAUCUUGAGCCGGAUCAAAUCAAAUUUUGGUUUCAGAACAAAAGAACUCAAAGCAAAGCUCAAGAUGAAAGAAACGCUAACAUAUUGCUUCGUGGAGAAAACGAAAAGAUCCAAUGUGAGAACGAUGCAAUGCUAGAGGCUUUAAAGAAUGUGAUUUGUCCAGCUUGUGGCGGUCCUCCUUUUGGCAGUGACGAACGCGAACACAAUCUCCAAAAACUGCGUUUGGAAAACGCUCUCCUCAAAGAGAAGCGUGACAAAAUCGCCAGUUUUGUAUCCAAGAACAAACACCAACAAAUCAUGGUGGAGUCAUUCGCUCCUGCUCAGCAAAUCGUUGAUACUCGCACCUUGUACGGAACAACUAAUCCAAGCAAUCUCUUGUUCGAGCCACCAAGCUCACUAAGACCACCAACUUCUCAAACCAUCCAACCACAACCACUACUAUCCCAUAUGGAUAUACCGCGACUGACUGAAACCGCGGCAAGCGCGGUUGAAGAGCUCAAGCGCCUGUUUUUUACCGAAGAAGCUUUUUGGGUCAAGUCUUCUGUCGACGGAACAUAUGUGAUUGACCAAGAAAUGUAUGAGAAGUUUUCGCACACAGUCAAACGUUUCAGGAACAUGAGUGCUCGCGUCGAGUCUUCCAAAGAUGCCACAGUGCUUCCUAUAGGAGCAACAAAUUUGGUCGAAAUGUUUUUAGAUUCGGAGAAAUGGAAAAAUCUUUUUCCAACGAUCGUGAACUCGGCCGUCACGGUUCAUAGGCUCGGAUCCCAGCUUCCCAUAAAAGAAAACUGCAAUGUCGUGCAAGUGAUAUGGGAGCGUAUACACAUUCUGUCGCCGCUGGUGCCACCAAGAGAGUUUAUGAUCGUCAGGUGCUGCCAACAGAUCGAUGAAGGGCUCUGGAUUAUUGCUGACGUGUCGCACAGCAUCGUUAACUUUGACCAAGUCAAUCCUUCUUGUUAUAAACGUCCUUCUGGUUGUCUCAUACGAGCCUUGUCCAAUGCUCAUUCCGAGGUAAAGUGGAUAGAGCAUGUGGAAGUGGACCACAAACCCGAAACACAUCGGAUGUAUAGAGAGCUAUUAUGUGGCCGUUCAGGCUAUAGCGCAAAGCGAUGGAUCGUUGCGCUUGAGAGAAUGUGUGAGAGGAUAGCUCUCUCCUCCAUCCUUACCAUUCCCGCUACUGACUGGAGCGAAGCUAUAAAUACGGGAGAAGGAAGGAAGAGUGUAAUGAAAUUAGGGGAAAGAAUGUUGAAGAACUUCAACGACAUGUUGACCAUGUCCGGGAAGGUUGACUUUCCUCAACACUCGAAAUGUGGAGUCAGAAUCUCGAUCCGGAUGAACAUGGAGCCCGGUCAACCAACCGGUUUAGUUGUCAGUGCUGCGUCUUGUCUCUCGAUCCCUCUCAGCCCUUUGCAAGUCUUCAACUGCUUGCGAGACAACAACACUCGUCAUCAGUGGGACGUUCUUUGCUAUGGAAAAGUCUCUGAGAUCGCUCGCGUUUUCACCGGAUCAAGUGAAACCAACUACCUCAACAUUCUCCGGCCUCCACGAAGAGAGGAUAUUGCCAUAAGUAUGGCACAAGACUCAGACAAUGACAACAUGUUAAUGCUACAAGACUGUUACAUGGACGCACUAGGAGGCAUGAUAGUGUACGCUCCGCUCGACGAGACUACAAUGAAUAUCGCUGCUUCCGGCGAAGUCGACGCUUCCAAGAUUCCAAUCCUUCCCUCUGGUUUCACCAUCUCAGGCGACGGCCGGCGAUCCAUGGCGGCUGAAGACGGUGGUGUUGGUCAUGACGGUGGGACUUUGCUGACGGUGGCUUUUCAGAUCCUUGUCUCUGGUAAAAUCACCAGGUCGAGAGAGUUGAAUGAGAAGUCAGUGGACACAGUGAGUAGUUUGAUCAGUGGUACUGUUCAAAAGAUCAAGCUCUUACUCAAUUGCCCUCAUGUCUGAUAGUCUGAGUGAGGGAAUAUUCUCUGCAUGAUUCUCUUUUUCUUUGUUUAAGAUAUUUUUAUAUUUAUGUCUGGUUUUGGAUGAUUUCGAUUGGUUUUGGAUGAUUUUUCAAGGACAAGAUUAUUAUGGAUUUUA